AGCUGAUGGCACCGCCGUGUAAAGUAGCUUAGUGAGAUGACAGCGGGCAACAUGGCUCUUCACUGGCCUCCACUCAUCAGAAAUGACUUAUUUUAGGGACGAGUGAACGCCUUGUCAUCAAUGGCUAGCUGUUAGCUUGUGUUAAACGUUAAGGCUAGUUAGUUCGACAGGGCGUCUGUAUAUUGGCUCGUUAAAUCACCGGUGAUGGUCUUCAGUCCUGUAUGAUGUAACUACAUGAGACGCUGAGAUGGAAGACAGCGAUGGGGAAGACUCUGUAGAAACACUUGAGCUGCCUCUGGAGAUCAUAGUUUACAUCUUGAGCUUCCUUCACACCUCAGACAGAAAGGAAGCCUCACUCGUCUGCCGCAGCUGGUACCAUGCUAGCCAGGACCUUCGCUUUCAGAGGAAUGUCACAUUUAGCUUCCCGGCUUCAGCCUCGUCUCUGGAGCUGGUCAGAGGUCUGGGCAGGAAGUCUCGCUGCAGUCUGAUCAUCAGUCAGCUGGAUGGAUUCAGCAUGUCCAGAUCUCUGCUUCUGGAGGUGGGGUUGUGUCUAGGCUCUAAGCUGGAGAGCUUGGCCCUGCCUGGUAGCAGUAUAACAGAGGCUUCUCUGCUGGCCCUCCUCCCUCGCCUCACGUCACUCCGCAAGCUGGACCUCAGAGGUCUGGACAGCCUCUUCAUGUCCGGAGCUUUCCUCUCCAGGGAGGAGCACAGACAGCAGGUCAGUUCAGCUUUGUCUGGUCUGGAGGAGCUGGACCUGUCUGACCUGCGCUACCUCUCUGACCUCACCUUCAAUCGGCUCACCGGCUGCACCCCUCGCCUCAAACGUCUCUCGCUGGCAGGCUGCCACAUCGCUUUCGAGUUUGACCCGUACCGAGGGUGCCCCGUGGGUGCCGUGGAGGACUCGUCUGCUUUAUUGUCACUUAGGAAUUUGCGGAAGCUGUUAACGGAGCAGAAAUCCACCCUGGUUUCUCUGGACCUCAGCAGAACCUCCAUCACCCCUGAGUCACUACGCACUAUUGUCCAGGUUCAGGGUUUGGUCUUGGAGGAACUGUGUCUGCACGGCUGUAAGGAACUGACAGACUACUCGGUGGAGGUUCUGGUGAAGCACCAGCCGUGCCUCCAGAGACUGGACAUCAGUGCCUGUACUGAGCUGACAGCCAGGGCUGUAGUGGCCAUAGCACGAAGCCUGAAGUCACUGACGCACCUCUCUUUGUCUCGUGACUGGAGGAUCACUGAAAAAGGCCUCGCUGACUUAAUGUCCGUGUCGUCUUUGAGGAGUCUGGAUCUGUCCGAGUGUCUGCACGUCAGUGGAGCAGAGAUAGUGAAAGGCUUGACGGGAUCCAACACCGCCAAAGCCCGGCUGGAGACGCUCAACCUCAAAAACUGCACUUACAUCAGGGACGCUGCCGUGUUCUCUCUCACGAAGCUUCUCGGGAAUACUCUCCGUGAGCUGGACCUGACCUUGUGCGUCAAUGUGACUGAUGUGUCCGUGCGCGCUAUCACCACCUACCUGCAGGGGCUGGUAGUUCUGCGACUGGGCUGGUGUAAAGAAGUCACAGACUGGGGCCUGCUGGGGAUGGUGGAAACGACCAAGUGUGAGCCUGAUGAGAGGGGAGACAAGGGUCCCAGGUUCACGCGGACCUUUGGCAACAUGGGCUUCUUCAAGCCUCCUCGUUUGCCUUUUGAGGAACGGCCCAAGCUGGUGACUCAGGAUGACCUGGAGCAGUUUAAACAGCAGGCGGGAGCUUCGCUGUUAGCCCUCAACAGGCUACAGGAGCUGGACCUCACUGCCUGCUGCAAACUCACUGACAGCAGCAUCGUACAGGUGGUGCGCUACCCAGACCUCCAACGGCUGUCUCUCUCCAUGCUGCCAGAGAUCACUGACGCCAGCUUGUUGUCGAUAGCCUGGCACUGCCGCAGCCUCACCAGUCUGGCACUCAGCCACUGUCCACAAAUCAGCGAUCACGGAGUGGCACAGGCGGCGCCGUACCUUCACAGACUGCAGCAUCUCUACUUCUCCUGUUGUAACAACGUCACUGACAGAUCCUUGCUCCUUCUGGUUCAACACUGUAAGCGGCUGAGAACACUCGACAUCUCAAAGUGCAAAAACAUCUCCGUUACAACCGUGGACCUCCUUCAGUCACAGCUGCCCUUUUUGGAAAAUGUCCACUACAAAUACAUAGGUGGGAUGGAUCUUACUCUUACACUCUGACUGACUGACUGACUGAAUAUCCUUGAUGAUUGCUGGACCAAAGCCCACGCUGUGAGUCAGGCCUUUGCACAUUUCAGUAAUUUGCCCAAAAAGUGAAGGAACUGUAGAAAAGCUGUUGGUAAGAAUCACCUCUUCUGUGUUGGGUUAUACUACAAACUCUUGGAUGAGGCUGAUUUGGAUUAACAUCUGCAUGCAUCUGUACAUUUUCAUCCUACUGUUGUCCGACGGCAGAAUCAGAAACAUGUGUUCACUGUUGGAUUCAAACAAUCAGACAUAACAGGAAUCUAACUAUCUUCAAAGAUCAUUAACUGUUAACUGAUCGUUAACAGACAAGGAGAAAAGGUUUGGACUAAUUAAGUUGAGUUUAUAUGGUGUAUCACCACUGAAGGUACAGAUUUAAUAUAACCAGGGUAUUUAAAAGGUUUGUGCCUGAGUAGAACUAUCCGUGCAAAUGAGAAACGCAGAAACUUCCAGUGAAAAAGAAAUAUUCUCACUUAAUUUUUUUCCUACAUUUGUUUCUAGGAAGUACGUUGCCUAAAGGAGAUUUUGUUGGUUCUAUAAAUGGUCUCAUUGUAGCAAGAUAAUUUUAUCUGUAGUUAAAAGGCUAGCAGGAUCUGAGAAAACUAAAUGACAUAACAAACUGUCCCUUUAGCUAACCAAAGUGGCUCUGUUGGUAAAAAAAAACAACCCCUGCAGACUAAAUUCCACUUGCUAACAUUCCCAUUAUAUUGCUUAAUUUGAGA
Molecule: messenger RNA, 2955 nt
Organism: Scomber japonicus (chub mackerel)
Lineage: Eukaryota; Metazoa; Chordata; Actinopteri; Scombriformes; Scombridae
Gene: fbxl9
Product: F-box and leucine rich repeat protein
Exons: 11
Coding region: 248-2212 (654 amino acids)
Biological process (GO): SCF-dependent proteasomal ubiquitin-dependent protein catabolic process
Cellular component (GO): SCF ubiquitin ligase complex
Molecular function (GO): protein binding
Source: RefSeq, a predicted model, not a curated record